AUGAAGUUCUACCAACACAUCCUGGCCUUGGCCUUUGCUGUAAAAGAGAUCAAUGAGAACCCCAGUAUCUUGCCCAAUGUGAGCCUCGGGUUCCACAUCUAUGGGAACUACUAUGACGAGAAGAUGACCUACCUGACCACUCUGGAGCUUCUUUUCAAAUCACACGAUCUCGUCCCUAACUACAAAUGUGACACCCAGAAAAACCUCAUUGCUGUCAUUGGGGGUCCUGACCGUGAGAGCUCCUUGCACAUGGCAAAUAUCUUGGAUCUCUUCAAGAUUCCUCAGCUGCAUUUGUUUCUUCAACGCAAUUCCUUUAACAACUCAGCAGGAGAACGAGUGUCAUUCAGUAACGACAGGGAGGUGGAGAAAGGCUUUGAUAUCACAAACCUCAUCACAUUCCCAAACAAAUCCAUUUUUAGAGCGAGAGUUGGAAGACUGGAUCCCACCAUUCCAGAAGGGGAAGAAUUGAUCAUACAUGAAGACUUAAUUGUGUGGCAAACAAGCUUUGACCAGAUCCCACCUCUGUCGGAGUGUAACACACACUGCCAACCUGGUUCUCAGAAGAAGAGGAAGGAAGGGAAGAAAUUUUGCUGUUACGAUUGUUCUCCGUGCCCCAAAGGGAAGAUUUCAAGGCAGAAGGACAUGGAUAACUGUAUUGAAUGUCCUGAAGACCGGUAUCCAAGUGAAAGCCAAGAUCAAUGUGUGCCCAAGACAAUUAGCUUUCUGUCUUAUGAAGAACCCUUAGGGAUCAGUUUGGCUUCCAUUGCUAUGUCUUGUUUCCUGAUCACAGCUUCAGUUCUCACAACUUUCAUUAAGCACAAAGAUACCCCCAUAGUCAAGGCCAACAACUGGGAAAUCACUUACAUUCUGCUCAUUGCCCUCCUGUUCUGCUUCCUCUGUGCCUUGCUGUUUCUCGGACAGCCUAUGAAAGUGACCUGCUUCCUCCGCCAAUCAGCUUUUGGCAUUAUCUUCUCUGUGGCUAUCUCUUGUGUGUUGGCUAAAACCAUCACUGUGGUUAUAGCCUUCACGUCCACCCAGCCAGGGUCCAUGAGGAGGAAAUGGACGGGGAAAAGGAUGACCAACAUAAUUGUUCUUUCUUGUCCCUUCAUUCAAGCAGGGAUUUGUGUGAUAUGGCUGGUAACCUCUCCUCCUUUCCCAGAUUUUGACACACAGUCAAUGAAUGAGGAAAUUGUGGCUGAAUGUAAUGAAGGAUCUGUCCUCAUGUUCUAUGUCAUCCGUGGCUACAUGGGACUUCUGUCCCUUAUAAGCUUGACUGUGGCUUUCUUUGCCAGGAAGUUGCCAGAUAGUUUUAAUGAAGCCAAGUUCAUCACCUUCAGUAUGCUUGUGUUUUGCAGUGUCUGGGUGUCCUUUUUUCCAACCUACCUGAGCACCAAAGGGAAAUACAUGGUAGCUGUGGAGAUCUUCUCUGUCUUAGCAUCCAGUGCUGGGUUACUGGGCUGUAUCUUUUUCCCCAAAUGCUACAUUAUUUUGCUGAGACCUGAACUGAACAACAAGGAGCUGUUAAAAAGGAGAAAGAAAUAA
Messenger RNA from Gekko japonicus, 1542 nucleotides. Its product is annotated as vomeronasal type-2 receptor 26-like. The transcript is spliced from 4 exons. Gene Ontology annotation, molecular function: G protein-coupled receptor activity. Gene Ontology annotation, cellular component: membrane. Bases 1 to 1542 code for a protein of 513 amino acids. The record is from RefSeq and is a predicted model, not a curated record. Gene Ontology annotation, biological process: G protein-coupled receptor signaling pathway. Lineage: Eukaryota; Metazoa; Chordata; Lepidosauria; Squamata; Gekkonidae.